This is a messenger RNA of Aphanomyces astaci, 1216 nucleotides long. RefSeq lists its product as hypothetical. Gene Ontology annotation, biological process: protein processing. The record is from RefSeq and is a predicted model, not a curated record. Gene Ontology annotation, cellular component: plasma membrane. Gene Ontology annotation, molecular function: metalloendopeptidase activity. Lineage: Eukaryota; Oomycota; Saprolegniomycetes; Saprolegniales; Verrucalvaceae. The coding region runs from base 335 to 1216 and encodes 293 amino acids. The transcript is spliced from 6 exons.
AGAAGCCUUCACAUUCCGAGUCGUUUUCACCUUUAAACACUCUAGUGUCAUAAUUGAGUUCACUUCGUUAUACAGUACAUAUACCGCCUCAAACACGGGUACCGGGGUGACUGCUGCCCCGGUGACUGAGACGGCCGUGCCUGCCUACAAGACCGCUGCACCGGGUACCCUGACCAAAACAUCACCACAACAUUCCACGACAUGUAGCAUAUUGUUUCGGAUCAGUAUGUAUGCAUGAAGGUUGAAGUGGACCAGUGCGAUCGUGGCCAACCACGAUCACUGCCUCGGACAUACCACGCAUCAUGACUGCUGGCUGACCACAACGGCUGCGCCGAUGACUAUGACGGGUACCCAAGUGACCAUGACUACGGCGACUGCUCCAGCCAGGGACCAAGACCGUGACGCCAGGAAGUGGAUGAAUGCGGUGGUGGAAAGCUGCGUCGAACGAGGUCGCCCGUCACGACACGUCGUUGAUCUCCGCCACAUCGUGACAGGCGACCACGUUCGAGACCAUGCCAUCACGUCUACACACAGCCCCAUCAAAGUGUGGCUGCAAUGGCAUCGCCUUGAUCGCGUCCGUUACAUAUGUUAUUGUGCUUUCGUUCUUCAGGAUGUCCAAAAAACCAAAAUAAAUGUUGAAAAUUUCGAUUGUGGAUCGGUUUUGUCAGCGCGAUUCGAUUGCACCCCCUCCCCAAAUUUGUAUGUCAUUCGGUCGGCCAACACCACGUUGGACCUCCUCGUUGUGGCUGAUGAAUUGACCAAGAACGGCAUCCCUACCUUCGUGGCCAUCAACGCCAGUGACGACGAAAACGACGCGACCAAGAACGCCCUCUUGGGUUGGGCGACCAUCCAAGCCGACUACAAAGUGUACAAUGCGACGGUUUUGCAGUUGGCUGGCUACCCUGCCGAACAAGCGGCGGCUGCCGUGCCGGUGAUCAUCCGCUUCGGGCAAUCUCUGGCCGGUGUCGCCCUCAACGAGCUCGAAGAGGUGGAAGCCACGGUACCUCCAUGCAAGUUAUUCUACUUGUCGUUCGCCCAAGCCUCGUGCUCCAAGAACACGGAUGCCCGCCUCACGAAGCAUAUGUCGGACCCGCACCCACCCGGUCGGUUCCGCGUGAUAGGGGUUUUGCAAAACAACGCUGAGUUUGCCCGUGAGUUCCAGUGCCCCACCGACUCGUACUUGAACCCGUCCAAGAAGUGCUUGUUGUGGGAAUAG